Leptopilina heterotoma is the source of this 2050-nucleotide messenger RNA. RefSeq names its product juvenile hormone esterase-like. The coding region runs from base 361 to 1941 and encodes 526 amino acids. The transcript is spliced from 10 exons. Lineage: Eukaryota; Metazoa; Arthropoda; Insecta; Hymenoptera; Figitidae. The record is from RefSeq and is a predicted model, not a curated record.
AAAAGGCAGUUUUGAGCGUCGGUGUGGUCAAGGAACUCGUCCCCGUCAAAGUAAAAGGGUGACGGAGUUUCAAAAAAUUUUAUUAAUUGUCAAGGCGCUAUUCGCAUUGGGAAAAAAUAUUUAUUGCUAAGCCCGAUUGGGCGGUUGGUGAACAACCAAAUUUAUCACCGAGCAUAAUUUUCCGUCUCGAGGCGAGUUUAUAAUGCGAAUGCCUACUGUUUGGGAGUGGGUGAAACAUACUUAUAAAUAAGCGACAUGUAAUGACAUAACGUCCUAUCUAUAUGCAAGGAUAAAUUAAUUUGUAUCGCAACACAGAUAAUUCCCAGUCUACAGAGAACAUCACAAGCCUAAGGAAUUGAAAUGGCAAAUCUCGUAAAAAUCGAACAGGGCUCUUUAAAGGGUGCGAUUGUUGACAGUGAGUUUGGGCAAUUUAUCACAUUCAGUGGAAUCCCAUACGCCGAACCACCUGUUGGGAAUCUAAGAUUCAAGGAUCCUCAACCUCCAAAACUUUGGGAAGGUGUUAGAGAUGCAACGAAGGAAGGAAGCGUUGCGCCUCAGUUUGGGCCUCCAAUCAGUGAAUUUAUCGGCCAAGAUGAUUGUCUUUACCUCAACGUAUCGACAAAUAAUUUAAGAGGAAAGAAAGCCGUUAUGGUGUGGAUCCACGGCGGAGGAUUUACCAACGGUUCCGGAAAUGCCGAGUUUUAUAGACCUGACUAUUUUAUGCAACACGAUGUUGUGUUUGUCUCCAUCAACUACAGGCUAGGAAUGCUGGGAUUCUUGAACAUGGACAUAGAAAAUUGUUCAGGAAAUCAAGGACUGAAGGAUCAAGUAAUGGCCUUGAGAUGGGUCCAGAAAAAUAUUGAAGCCUUUGGUGGUGAUAAAAGUAAUGUGACAAUUUUUGGAGAAAGUGCAGGAUCGGCUUCCGUCCAUUACCUUUGCAUUUCUCCUUUAGCCAAAGGUUUAUUUCACAAAGCGAUUGCUCAAAGUGGAGUGGGUAUCAAUCCCUGGGCAUUUCAGAAUUCCAAUAAAGAGAAUGCGAUGAAAGUUACCGCCGAAUUGGGCUGCGCGUCUUCAAACAAGGAAGAGAUUGCAGAAUUCCUCCGCUCUGUACCUGUUGAAAAGAUCCUUGUUACGCAAAACAAAGUUUUCGACGAAUCUCCAUUUAAACUGGAGUUUCAUUUCGUUCCCACCGUGGACAAUAAAUGCCCUGAUCCAUUCCUGCCCAAACCGCUGUCGGAAAUGAUUGAAAACGGAGUUGACGUUCCUUUAAUUAUUGGCUAUACCUCUGAUGAAGGGAUAAUUGCACUAGGUAGUUCUUCAUCUACUAUUGAGGAAAGAAUCAAGAAAUUGCUUGACAAUUUUGAAGCAGGUCUGUCUAAAGAUUUGAAGAUUAACUCAAGCGUUGCUUCCAAAUUUUCCAAAGAUGUGAAACAAUUUUACUUUGGUGAAAAUGGAAAAAAUAAAUCAGAACUGGAUAAUUUUGUGCAAUAUAAAGGAGAUGCACUAUUCUUAGCAGGAAUUUGGCAGAUAAUGGAAAAACAAUUGCACAAAAAAACACCGACGUAUUUGUACAAAUAUUCAAAUAUUCCAGAGUUUUCUCUGGUGCAAAUGUUUUUCAAACUUAACGUUAAAGGUGCUUGCCACGCUGAUGAUAUAACUCACAUGUUUUACAAAGCCAUGCUCCCUCCAAACAUGCAGCUUAAAGAAGGAACUAAAGAUUACAUAAUUAUGCAACGUGUAACAAGAAUGUGGACUGAUUUUGCAAAAACAGGGAAUCCAUCACCCAAAACAGACGAUCUUAUAAAAUCUAAAUGGUCUCCGUACAAUUCUGACCAAAAAUGCUGUCAUCACAUUGUGGAGAAUUUCAAAACAGAAGACAAUUACAAAGAAAAUUCGUGGGAUCUGUGGAAACCAAUAUAUCAAAAAUACAAGCUAUUUUAAUUUUUGAAUAAGUAUUUUUACGAAAAUUUCCAACAGGUAUUUCUCAUAUGAUUUACUGAACUGACGUGCAUUAAUUUUUUGUAUACUGAAAAUAAAUUUAUAUAUUGUA